Molecule: messenger RNA, 735 nt
Organism: Neurospora hispaniola
Lineage: Eukaryota; Fungi; Ascomycota; Sordariomycetes; Sordariales; Sordariaceae
Exons: 3
Coding region: 1-735 (244 amino acids)
Source: RefSeq, a predicted model, not a curated record
AUGGAAGUCAAGGGGGUGACCACCUUAUUUUCCCUACCUUGUCGUUGGCAUCAAUUGUCUCUUGGACCACACCCCGGUUCCCAGUCCGUCCCAAUCCCAAAGACAACCACCACACCAGACACGACAGGGCAGCCGGGGGACCCAGCCAAAGGAGCCCGGUCCCUUGUCUGGUGUGUGUCUGGCCUGUCUUUGCGUGCAAGCUCCGUUUUACGAGCUGGACAACGCCUGAGGACCCAGCGGAUGGCCUCGGUGGAUUUCAGCGGGCCGGGGUGUUCCCUGUCCUAUCCACCAGUUCUCCCACACGUCUCGAAAAACGGAGGAACGGAGCUUGCGUGGGCGCGGCAGGUUGCUGGCGUUGUCGCAGUGGUCAGAGAAGUCGCUGAACGGUAUCACGGUACUCGAGGCACCCUCAGCACGGACGCCCGAGAGAUCCAGCGACACAGCGAGCGAGCCAGUCCUCCGGGCGAGAAGAGCCACGAUGUUAUUGUCGAAGGUCGACUGCCUGCCUAUCCUGCCGUGGCUGCCAUGCACCCGUCGCGGAAUCGCCAGCCGGUGCCAUGUGAGGCCAGCCAGUGUCUGUCUGGGCUGUCAAGCAAGUGUCAAACUGUCAGGGCUUGGGGCCUUCCUAAAACUGAUUCGAUGGCCUCAGACGUGCGUACGGAGGGUGCCAUUCCAGAUAGGCAUUGGGCAAUCAGAUUGCUGCUGGCUGGCAAAGACUUGAGAGGGUUUUCUUGA